Messenger RNA from Calliphora vicina (urban bluebottle blowfly), 803 nucleotides. RefSeq names its product farnesol dehydrogenase-like. The coding region runs from base 19 to 771 and encodes 250 amino acids. The transcript has 2 exons. The record is from RefSeq and is a predicted model, not a curated record. Lineage: Eukaryota; Metazoa; Arthropoda; Insecta; Diptera; Calliphoridae.
AACACACAAACUUUGAAAAUGGAACGUUGGCAGAAAAAAGUCGCUGUUGUUACCGGUGCCAGUUCGGGUAUUGGCUCGGCCAUUGUUAAAGAUCUGCUUAAGGCAGGCGUACAAGUAGUGGGUUUAGCCAGGCGCAAAGAACGUGUUGAAGAACUCAGAGACAGUUUGUCAGCCGACCAAAAAUCUCUAUUAACUGCCAUCAAAUGUGAUGUUUCCAAGCAACAAUCGGUCAAUGAAGCGUUCGAUGAAAUUAUUGCGAAAUUUGGUGGUGUCGAUAUUCUGGUCAACAAUGCUGGUUGCGCCAAAGCAGGCCAAUUGGUUUCCAUGGAUGUGCAGGAUAUUCAAAAUGUAUUGCAAACAAAUGUCAUGGGCAUUGUCUACUGUACACAAAGAGCCUUUAAAUCCAUGAAGGAGCGAAAUGUUGAUGGCCAUGUUGUGCUCAUUAAUAGUGUAGCUGGUCAUAGUGUUUUUCCUGGUGUAAUGAAUAAUAUGCCUACCACGAAUAUUUACUCACCAUCGAAGUUUGCUGUAACAGCUAUAACAGAAAUCUACAGGCAGGAAUUUAAGGGUUUGGGCACCAAAAUUAAAAUUACUAGCAUCAGUCCCGGUUUGGUGGAUACCGAAAUCGUUAGUGAUCCCUUGAAGGAGGCUAUGAAAGAUACUAUUCUCAAUGCUCAUGAUAUUUCAAAUGCUGUUUUAUACACUCUCUCUACUCCACCUCAUGUACAAAUUCACGAAAUAACUAUCAAACCAGUUGGUGAAAAAUUUUAAUACUUAAAUGUGUAUGAAAAUAGAUUAUACCU